This is a messenger RNA of Aureobasidium subglaciale EXF-2481, 1540 nucleotides long. RefSeq lists its product as uncharacterized. The record is from RefSeq and is a predicted model, not a curated record. Gene Ontology annotation, biological process: RNA catabolic process. Bases 257 to 1525 code for a protein of 422 amino acids. Gene Ontology annotation, cellular component: extracellular region. The transcript has 3 exons. Gene Ontology annotation, molecular function: ribonuclease T2 activity; RNA binding. NCBI's taxonomy places the organism in Eukaryota, Fungi, Ascomycota, Dothideomycetes, Dothideales, Saccotheciaceae.
GCGCAGUUUAUCGGCCGGGGUAUGACGGGGUCUCUUGCGAUAAGACGGCUUAUCGGUCACACCGGGCGAUGAGCAACCAGUCAUGUGCUACCGUUCCUGCAUGAGGUGCCUUGUCCACAUGCCCACCAGCACCCUCUGACCUUCUUCCUCGACUUCUCCCCCAUAUCAAGCUGCAGUCUACUUCUAUUCACCUCGAUCGCUCUCCCUCAACUCACAGCAAUCCGCAUCUACACAUCCCGACCAUCAAGGUGUCAAGAUGGUAGUCAUACAGAUGCCCGACUUCUGGUCUAACCUAGUCGACCCCUCGAGGCUGCCUCCCGUGAACUCGCUGCUUCGUGGAUCUCAGAUCCUCCUGGGAGCUCAAUCCUACUUCGGCCUUGAUGCCGGCAGCGCCCCAUCAUGCCCCAAUCCUCAAUUGAGCUGUCACAACACGACUGUCGUAGAGAACCUGUGCUGUUUCAACUAUCCUGGUGGUCAGAUGCUACAGACUCAGUUCUGGGACACGAACCCUCCUACUGGGCCGGAUGAUGCCUGGACUAUACACGGACUGUGGCCCGAUCGAUGCGACGGAAGCUACGAAGCCAACUGCGAUGACAAGCGUGCAUACCACAACAUCAGAGAGAUUCUGGAGUCAUUCGGCGCUACCGAUCUCCUGUCCAACAUGACCAUGUACUGGAAGGACUACAAGGGCAACGACGAGAGUCUGUGGAUGCACGAGUGGUCCAAGCACGGCACCUGCGUCUCCACCCUCGACCCCGACUGCUACACCUCGUACCGCAGCAAGGAAGAGGUCGUCGACUACUUUGCUGCCGCCGUUUCGCUCUAUUCUCAGCGUCCUAGCUAUGAAUGGUUGAUGGAUGCCGGUAUUGAGCCUAGUACAACAAAGACAUACACAAGAGACCAGAUUCAGAAUGCCUUGAGCUCGAGACACGGUCGUCCAGUCACGCUUGGCUGCAAGGCUGGAAAGCUGGACGAAAUCUGGUACCACUUCGAGGUUCGUGGCAGUGUGCAGACUGGCGUCUUCGAGGCUGCGGAUCCAGACGGCGGAAAGAGCACAUGCCCCUACAGUGGUAUCCGCUACCCACCAAAGGCCAAGGCGGGUCGUCCUGCACCAAGACCUACACAUACUCGCACUCAUGUUCCCGAACCUACUGGACCUGCAUUUAGUGGCAGAGGACACCUCAAUGUCCACACUGGUGGCAAGAGCAAAGGAUGCAUCAUCUCAGGCGGUGUUUGGUACGACACCAAGAGUUGUGCCACCUUCCGUGCUACUCAGCAUGACGGAGGCUUUAGUCUGGAGAGCUCGCGAGGUAAGUGUGCUGUUGUUGACGGUGCAUUUGAGUGUUCGUCUGAUGUCUCGGACGCCACCGUGUUCGAGAGCAAAGGAGAAUCACUUGGUUACCAAGGUCAGACGACCUUUUAUGCUGACGAGGUCCCAUACCGCUUCAACAAGAUCGACGUCUAUGUCGACAACAAAAGCCAGAAGCAUGGCACUGAGCUGGAGAUUGAGUGGCAGGCCGCAUAGGAACGCCGCAUAGUA